CCGGGUCCCGGAAGCGGCGGCGGAGCGAUGGCGGCGGACGGGAGGGCGGCGGGGGCGGUGGAGCUGCAGCCGGAGGGGGACAUGGAGGGCGGCAGCAGCAGCGAGCCGGAGGGCGGCUUCGGGCAGCUGCUGGAGGAGGAGGAGGAUGGGGAAGAUGCGGGCUACGUGCUGUACAGGGACAGGAAGGAAUGGGCUGAUAUUGAACCUGUUCCUCAAAAUGAUGGGCCGAAUCCUGUUGUUCAGAUCAUCUACAGUGAAAAAUUCCGAGAUGUCUAUGAUUACUUCCGGGCUGUUCUGCAGCGGGAUGAGAGAAGUGAAAGAGCUUUCAAGUUAACAGCAGAUGCCAUUGAGUUAAAUGCUGCAAACUACACAGUAUGGCAUUUCCGGAGAGUCCUCCUGCAGUCUUUGGGAAAGGACCUCCAUGAGGAACUUAAGUAUAUUACAGCUAUCAUUGAAGAUCAGCCAAAGAACUACCAAGUCUGGCAUCACAGACGGGUGCUGGUUGAGUGGCUGCAGGAUCCAUCCCGAGAGCUUGAGUUCAUAGCUGACAUUCUUAACCAAGAUGCCAAAAAUUACCAUGCCUGGCAACACAGACAAUGGGUUAUUCAGGAGUUCAAAUUAUGGGACAAUGAACUCGACUACGUGGACCAGCUUUUGAGAGAGGAUGUGAGAAACAACUCUGUUUGGAACCAACGGCACUUCGUCAUUUGCAACACCACUGGCUAUGAUGACCCCGCAGUCCUAGACAGAGAAGUCCGGUACACUCUUGAGAUGAUCACGGCAGUGCCACAUAAUGAGAGUGCUUGGAACUACUUAAAAGGGAUUCUACAGGAUCGUGGUCUUUCUAAAUAUCCAAAUCUGCUGGAGGAACUGUUGAAUUUACAGCCCAGUCACAGUUCACCCUAUCUGAUUGCCUUUCUUGUGGACAUAUAUGAAGAUAUGCUAGAAAACCAGUGUGAUAACAAGGAAGAAACACUGAACAAGGCAUUGGAGUUGUGUGAAAUUCUGGCUAAAGAAAAAGACACCAUCCGAAAAGAGUACUGGAGAUACAUUGGAAGGUCCCUUAAGAGCAAGCACAGUUCAGGCACUGAACAGAGCAGUACACUGACGGAUAAAGAGCAGUAACUGAAGAUCGAAGAAAACAGUGUUAAGCUUUCAAGCUGUUCUAAAGCUGUACUAAGUAAGGUCAUCAACAAGUUCAAAGUCCAUUUGUAAGUAUUGCAAUGGGAGAGGAGUGCAGACUGCUGUAUAGUCCUCAGUUGCUGCUGCUACUUGACUGCUCUAGCUGCAGUCAAGACAUGUAUUAAGGCUUAAUUAUUGAAAUGUACCAGGUAGAGAUUUUAAUUCCUAACUAAAAAUACAUAAAUGUAUACCUAUUACAUUGACAGUGCUGAGUUAAUGGUUGGCCUUGAUCUUAAGAGGUUUUUUCCAACAUAAGUUACUCUACAAGUCUGUGAAGCACUAAAACCAUGUCUCAUGUUGUGGCUUACCCACUUGUGGUUCCUAACACUGUCUCAUGAGUUUGCUGCAGUAGUGUGACUGCAGGUAACUUUUAACUAUAGG
Melozone crissalis (California towhee) is the source of this 1563-nucleotide messenger RNA. It is a transcript of the gene FNTA, whose product is annotated as farnesyltransferase, CAAX box, alpha. Gene Ontology annotation, molecular function: CAAX-protein geranylgeranyltransferase activity; protein farnesyltransferase activity. The record is from RefSeq and is a predicted model, not a curated record. The transcript has 9 exons. Gene Ontology annotation, biological process: protein geranylgeranylation; protein farnesylation. Bases 28 to 1125 code for a protein of 365 amino acids. Lineage: Eukaryota; Metazoa; Chordata; Aves; Passeriformes; Passerellidae. Gene Ontology annotation, cellular component: protein farnesyltransferase complex; CAAX-protein geranylgeranyltransferase complex; cytoplasm.